CACCAGCUAGAGUCGACCUCGAGUUUCAGUCUUUCCGCGCAAUUUGUGAUUCAGUGAUAAAAAUUUCAUUAUUUCAAAAAAUACCAUGCAGCGUUGGCAAGGAAAAUUUGCAGUUGUAACUGGCGCAAGUUCGGGAAUAGGAGCCGUCACUGCCACAAAACUAUUAGAAAAAGGACUUUCGGUAAUUGCUCUUGCGCGCCGUGAGGAACGACUCCUUGAGAACCAGAAGGCACUUCCCGAGAACCUUCGGGAUCGUUACCACCCCAAAAAAUGUGACGUUACUGACGAGGAAGCAGUGAAAAGCACUUUUGCCUGGAUUCAGGAACGUUUCGGAGGAGCUGAUGUUCUCGUUAACAAUGCUGGCAUUAUGAACAUAGGUGUAGGUCUUUCUGCAACAGAGAAUACAGAUAUCGUUAGGAAUACAAUUGAAACAAAUGUAAUGAGUGUGGUCUAUUGCGUUCGAGAAGCUUUCAACUCAAUGAAAGAGCGAAAUGUGGACGGUCAUAUUAUCAUUAUUAAUAGUUUGCUUGGCCACAACAUCCCUGUAAUGGGUAACCAUUCGAUGAACAUUUAUCCCGCUUCGAAAUUCGCGGUAACUGCAAUGGUGGAGACUUACCGUCAGGAGUUCGCAAAUGCUGGAACAAAAGUGAAAGUAACAAGUAUUAGCCCUGGAGGUGUUGAAACUGAACUUGUACCAAACAUGGCAGCCUUUCGAAAAGCGGGAGUAGCCUUGUUGUAUCCAGAGGACGUGACUAACGCUAUAUUGUACGCUCUCAGCACCCCACCCCAUGUACAGGUUCACGAAUUAAUGAUUAGGGCCAUGGGUGCAAAAGCUUAAGUAAGAAUUUAGUUUUGAAAACUUUGUUUUGUGAAAGCGAAUUGAAUUUUCAAUUUAAAUUAAAUAAACAAAUCUUUCAAUGUAA
Hermetia illucens (black soldier fly) is the source of this 923-nucleotide messenger RNA. Its product is annotated as farnesol dehydrogenase-like. NCBI's taxonomy places the organism in Eukaryota, Metazoa, Arthropoda, Insecta, Diptera, Stratiomyidae. The transcript has 3 exons. Bases 86 to 838 code for a protein of 250 amino acids. The record is from RefSeq and is a predicted model, not a curated record.